CUUUGUUUAAAUUAUUGGCACAUACAUUAUUUUAUUAUUGGUGUAUAGAAGAGUACCAAGUUUUUGAUACUCGAUAUUCAAAAUCUCUCAUACCAUUCAUCAUUAUUCAAAAUCUCUAGUAAAAAAAAAAUGGAUUCGGAGUCGGAGCUCAUAUCGAUCAUUUCUCAAAUCUUAGCUCUCACUAGAUCUCACGUUGAGGAGGAGGAGGAGGCUGAGGCAGAGUCAAAGUUCUUAUUAUUCAUUACUCGAAUAAUUUCUAUAGUUAGCUCUCUUAACUUGAAUGUGCAGCCAGAGCCCGGGGUCAUAUCGCUCAUUUCUCAAAUGAUCUCGCUAAGCAGCUCUAUAUCAGACUCCAAGCCGGAGUUGGAGCUCAUAUCACUUGUGAAUCAUAUGAUCUCUCUCGUCAACUCUAUAGAUUCGGAACCGGAGCCGGAUCCAGACCUCAUGUCACUCAUUACUCAAAUAUUCUCUCAUCUCGACUUUAUGGAUUCAGAUUUGGAGCUCAAGUCACUCUUUACUCAAAUAGUCUCUCUCGUUAGUUCUAUGGAGUCUGAUUCAGAGCCGGAGCCGGAACGGGAGACGAAGCAGCCAAUAUGCUUGGCCCCUCAAUUUAAACUAGAAUUAUCAAACGGGAAAAAUCUUGUGACGGGAUUUGUCAAGCGUGAUGGUAGAAAAUAUGACCCCGAGUACUGUAACCCCGAGUACUGGAGGGUACUAAGGUUAACAACAGGCGAAAUUUCUCAUUUUCUCUGCCCAAGUUGCGAAGGUGAUAAUCAUGAAGAAUAUGAGAAGGCUCCACUUGAGGUCAAACACCCUCUUCAUCCAAAACAUUCUCUUCAGCUUAUCUUGGAAAACUCGUGGGGAUGUCGAAAAAAGAAAUGCUAUUGUUGUGAUGAAAUACUCCUAUGGAUAUUUUAUUACUGUUGGGUUUGCGAUUGUGGUAUGAACAUAGCUUGUGUGGAGAAACUACCGCUCUUAUCAAUACACCAUCCGAAGUGGCAUGAACAUACACUUUCUCUGUUUCCAAUACUCAUAUCCUUAACUUGCAACGUAUGUGCCUUGGACCAUUUCAACUGUCCUUUCUAUAUAUGUUCCCCAUGUGACUUUGUGGUUCAUCAAAGUUGUAUCACCUUACCACGUGUUAUAAGGAUAUCUCGCCAUCUCCACCGUAUUUCCUUUACCCCUUCAUUUGAACAAGGAGAUUGGUCUUGUGGUGUAUGUCGCAAAAAAAUCGACAAUGAUUGUGGGGGUUAUUCUUGCGGAAACAGCGGUUGUACGUAUGUGGCUCAUUCCAAAUGUGCCACACAGAGUAAUGUUUGGGAUGGUGAAGAUCUUGAGGGAAAACCAGAAGCUAUUGAUGAAAUAGGAGUUAAUCCAUUUGUGAGGAUAAGUCUUGGAAUCAUACAACAUUUCAGCCAUCAACAACAUUAUCUGAGACUUGAUGAUAACACGGGCAGAGACUACGACGAGAGUAAGCUGUGUCAAGCAUGCAUCACGCCAAUCUAUUUUGGUAAAUUCUACUCUUGUAUGGAAUGCAAUUUCAUUCUCCACGAAGAAUGUGCAAAUUUUUCUCGCAAAAUACAACACCCGAUACAUCCACAUCUGCUCACUUUAGUGACUUCCGCGACCGAUAAAGCCAACACUCAUGAUUUAUGUUCAGCUUGCCCAUGGUUGUUCACCACCGGUUUCUUCUAUGAGUGCCACAGAGAAGGAUGUCGUUUUAAUCUACAUGUGCGGUGCGGGACAAUUUCUGAACCAUUAGUUCAUGGAAGUCAUAGGCAUCCUUUAUUCCUAACAUCUAAACCAGGAGAUUGGAGAACAUGUAGUGUUUGCAAAGAGUCAAGCCGUUAUGUCACACAUGAAACAUUUAAUUGCGUUCAAUGUGUCUUUGCUUUGUGUUUCAAGUGUGCUGCUAUACCUCAGAAGGUGAGGUAUAAGCAUGAUAAUCAUGUGCUCAUUCUUUCUUAUGGGAAGGAGAUCGAGACAAGUACCAUGGCGUAUUGGUGUGAAGCUUGCGAGAGAAAAAUAAAUCCGAAAGGGCAGUUUUAUAAUUGUGAUGAGUAUGGUUGUGUCACCCUACACAUUGAAUGUUUGAUUGGGAAGGACUUAUAUAUGAAGCCCGGUUCAUCUUGGUUAUUCAAAGGUAGAAAGGUACGUGUUCUUCGCAACAACCAUCGUAUGACUAGACCUAUUUGUAGGGAAUGUAAAGAUCGUUGUCCACACAAAAUAGUGUUCCGACGUUCUACAUUAAACUUUUGUUCCACCGGUUGUAUGAGGUCGAAGGUUUUUAGUCUGGAGCUUUAUCGUUAGCUCUUAUUGAAUUUGUAUGUUCAAGAAUCACCGAUGAUGCAAAGCA
This is a messenger RNA of Arabidopsis thaliana (thale cress), 2356 nucleotides long. RefSeq names its product Cysteine/Histidine-rich C1 domain family protein. The coding region runs from base 130 to 2310 and encodes 726 amino acids. The transcript has a single exon. The record is from RefSeq and is marked reviewed. Lineage: Eukaryota; Viridiplantae; Streptophyta; Magnoliopsida; Brassicales; Brassicaceae.